AUGGAACAACAAAUAAUCGAAAAGUUAAAUACUACACUAAAACUUGAUUUACAAAAUCCAACCUUGAAACAAGUGAUAACUCGCAUUCAAGAAUUAAUUAACAAAGACCCGCUGAAUGACGAAAAUGUCAAAAAAGAAUUAGCCGCCGCACAAGCAACUAUCGUUCAAUUACAAAAACAACUGGCGGAAAGACCAGACACUCCUUUUGGGGAAGACUUAGCAGUUAUUAAAGAGACUGAUUUACAAAGUCUAGAGCAAUUAUUCCCUGAUCAGUUAGAUAAUCAUUUCCGGGAACAAAUUAAACAAGCCGCUAAUUAUCAACAACUAGCCACUGCUCGGCAAGACUUUAUUAAAAGGCAUAUUUCGAAAAAUUCUGGCAAUCAGCAAGAAGUUACUCAGCCUCACUUGCCAGCCACUCAGCAACCGCCGAAAGAAAGAAUAAUCUGA
Messenger RNA from Paraglomus occultum, 447 nucleotides. The record is from the annotation of a GenBank genome assembly. NCBI's taxonomy places the organism in Eukaryota, Fungi, Glomeromycota, Glomeromycetes, Paraglomerales, Paraglomeraceae.